GCGUCAUAGGGUCCGGGUUUUCAACUUUGUCACCCGAGGGACCAGAUGUACCCCCGUGUGCGACAUCACCUGUGGUUGUUGCUGUGUUCGAUGGUGCCUGUGGCAGUACCGUCGGUGCUUCCUGUGGCCGUGGUUCCCCAGAUGACACCGAUGUUACUGGUGUAGGAGUCUCCGGUAUCUGGGACCCGGAUGGUUUCUCCAGGACACUGACCACGGAUCCACCGGGAUCACUGGUACCUAUAAAAUCAAGAAGGGAAAAGAAUAUAGGGGAACUAUGUUCAGAUGACCAUGGAUCCGAGGAGCCAGAUGCUGUGUCUAAGGCGCACCCAAGGCCCUCUGCCUCACCUGAAACCAAGGCGCACAAGCCUCCCGAAGACCUAGGUCACGUAUCAAAACCUAUGCCUGAGCCCCCUGACAUUGAUAAGUCUGAUACGGGGACACUGACUAACACUGAAGAACCUGAGAAAAGUACUGACAGGAAUUCAGAGGGCAACACCCGCAACACGGAGACCCAGAGUACUGAAGGCCCCGCUGGACGCACUAUUCACAGUGCCGGGCAUGGUGAACCACACAAUACUGCGACCCCUACGCCGCACUCGUCCCAGGACAGAUCACACGGACCGUCUGAGAAUAAUCCAGCCGGAGAGCUGCGUGGUAAGCUUGACACUCAUCAACAGGUGCAGGAUUGGGAGGAUAAGGAAACGUCCGGAGCAGCUACAGUACUUGGGCACAUACACAACAAAUACGGGGGACGCAACAAUUUUGACUUAUUCUUAGGCAAUCUACUACAUGGUACUGCUGCAGCCGGACACUUUGGACCAGGUCCCACACCUGAUUUAGAGCAUAUAAACCCCAUAGAUACGGGUGCCGUCGGUGGCCCCCAUGGACACGACCUAACCGGUGCCGUCCUGACCGCCACUACUCCCGUGCUCUUCUUGCUGUCCGCCGUCGCCGUCGCUCUUCUUGGUUAUUCCCUUUGCAACGUAAGCGCGCACAAAACCGCACACAAUCACACAACGCGCACACACAACGUACAAGCUCACGAAACCACGCAUAAGCACGCAAAAAUAUAA
Molecule: messenger RNA, 1073 nt
Organism: Plasmodium fragile
Lineage: Eukaryota; Apicomplexa; Aconoidasida; Haemosporida; Plasmodiidae
Exons: 2
Source: RefSeq, a predicted model, not a curated record